This is a messenger RNA of Salvelinus sp. IW2-2015, 3576 nucleotides long. Its product is annotated as la-related protein 4B. Gene Ontology annotation, biological process: positive regulation of translation. Gene Ontology annotation, molecular function: mRNA 3'-UTR binding. Gene Ontology annotation, cellular component: cytosol; cytoplasmic stress granule. The record is from RefSeq and is a predicted model, not a curated record. Lineage: Eukaryota; Metazoa; Chordata; Actinopteri; Salmoniformes; Salmonidae.
GCCAACAUUCCAGACAGCACCUGUGACCUGCCAUAGGCAGCAGAUCCGACCAUUAGCACUCGUUCAUUCUUCUCUGUGUAACAAUUGGGAUAAUGGGCCAAUUCGGAGUACAAUGUAUUUCUGCUCCCUGGAUUGGGMUACGUUUUCCCGAMCCAUAUCUUGKGCCGGCUCCGUGGUGUWUUAAUCUACACAGGAAGACUGUCCGACCAGCUGUAAACAAGCGAGUCGGAUCUGCUSGCUACACCUGAAAAUAAUGCAAAGAAGUUKAGAGAUUUUUUUCGAAUAUAAAUGUUUGCUAAUUUAAACAAACAUUUUUCAAAUUCCUCAGAUUUUUCGUUAACACAAACUUAACCUUUAAAAAUAAUAUAGAUUUUUUUUGGUCUCGGUAGGCUGUUGGUGCCCAUGGUUACUGAAAAGUUUUGUUUACAUGUCAUUUUGGAGGAGGUAGACUUGACGGGCGGGCGGUCUGAAAAGCAACACACACGGCUAAACUAGCUAACAUCAUAUGCAGAGGAGAAUAUUAGCCAAAAUUGGCCAGAUAUAUCCCCCAACCAGCUUCCCUGGUGACAGCAGCACACAUCCCUGAGAGGAGUUCAGACGUCACAUGACGUCAGACCAGGAGUCGGCCGUCCCAGCUGAGCCUCCGGUGCUGCUAACGCGGGAGACGUGGUCACAUCACCUCGGUCUGGAGCGUCAACACCUGAUACAGUUCCUGGGUCAGAGGUCACUGCCUGUCACCACAGAGACGGGCACUGUGGGGCUUAGAGGUCAGACUGAAGAGCGUGGCAUGAUGGACAUGGUGUCAGAGCUGCUUGGGGAGGAAGUGGACCCCACCUUCUCGGGCCUCUACCCCUCUCCCUGGAUGCAUUUAGGGCCAGGGCUGCAAGAGGGCUGUGGAGGAUGGGCCCAGGGUAUGGUGCCCAGCCAGGGUGAAGGCGAGGAGGGCUAUAAGGAGGAGCAGCCCCCUAGAUCCAUGGCCUACACCACCUGCAGCACUCUGCUGCCCCAGGACUCUUGUCUCUGGGAAGGGCACCCUCACCACCAGCCUGAAUCCACCCCGGUCUCUGAGCUGAACCCAAAUGCUCAAGUAUGGGCCAAUCACACACUUAGCCUGGACCCCUCAGGCCUUGUCUACACUGACGCCCUCCAAUCAUGGCUGGCGGUGACCAGUCACCUUGACAACCAGGAAGGGUAUGAGCAGGGAUAUGACUUGGAGGAAGUGGGCGAGGCUCAGCUGGAACCGGGCGGUGUAGAAUUUCCGGUGGUCACCAUGGGAAACCCGUCAGCCAAUGGCCUGGUCCAGGACAGCUGUGUCUCAGAGGAGCUCAUGGAGCAGCUGAAGACCUCACUGAAGUCCUGUCUGUCACGGGAGAACCUGGCCAAUGACCUCUACCUCGUCUCCCAGAUGGACAGUGACCAGUACGUUCCCAUAGCAACGCUUGCCAACCUCGACCACAUCAAGAAGCUCAGCACGGACUUGGAGCUCAUCUCUGACGUUCUCAAGUCAUUGCCACUGGUGGAGGUGGCAGAAUGUGGGCAGAAGGUACGGCCAAAUCAGGGUCGCUGUAUCGUCAUCCUCCGAGAGGUCCCAGAGACCACACCCCCAGAGGAGGUAAAGGCUCUGUUUGCGUGUGAGAGCCUCCCCAGGAUCCAGAGCUGUGAGUUUGCCCAGAACGACAACUGGUUCAUCACCUUCCACAGUGAGGCUGACGCUCAACAGGCGUUCCAGUACCUAAGAGAGGAGGUAAGGACGUUCCAGGGGAAACCCAUCAAGGUGCGAAUCAAGGCCAAAGUGAUGGCAGUCACAUCUUACGCUCCAAAGAAUGGCUACAGGCCCAGCCCAUACUACGCCCAGCCCACUUUCCAGCAGCCCCUCCCACAGCUCUACACAAUGACCAAUCAGAGCUUGGCUGCGAUGGCCGUUUACACAGACCCUGUCAUGGUGAGGUGGACAUACACAUACACACAUACACACACGCAGGCAGGCACAAGCGUGCUCUCUCCCUGGUGUCAUUGUUUUUCUGUCCAACAGAUGGCGUCAUUCUCUGGCUUCAUGGACGGCUUCCCAGGAUGCCCCAGCUUCAAGCUAUCCCCCUCACACAGACACAGGGGGCAGCGAGACCAGAGGCGGUUGUCUGGCGACAGGGGGCCGGGCCUUCUGGAUGAUCCCCCCUUCUUCCCGGAGGGUGGACCAAUAGGAUGCGUCCCUGGCCCCCCCAGGCAGGGUCGGCCACGGUUACCAGGCAACAGGCAUAGGGACGGAGAGGGGGGUCGACGUGGAGGGAGAGGGGGGUCAGGGUCCUCCCCCAGCACUGACAGAGGAAGGAGAGGUCCCAUUGGUCAGAGGAGGAGAAGAGAUGACAAGUACUCUAGAGGGCCCCCGCGCUCCUUGUCUCCCAGUCUGGAACUCGGCCCCAAUAGCUUCCCCCCACUUCCCCUGGCUACAGCUUCUACAGCAACCAACAUCCACAAGGCAACCAGCAACCACAAGAGUCCAGUUAGAGGCAGCAGUACCAGCGAACCAACCACUGUGACAUCACAAGACCUCCAGCCUAUCACAGCAUUGCCUCAGAAAAUCCUCCCCCUAGAGAAGCUAAAGAAAACUGUAGCGUCUCCCAAGAGAACCACAGGAGCUCGUCCGACCGCGAAGGAACCGCCUCAGACCACAAAGGGGAACAGACCAGAAGCGGUGAGACGACUCACAGACUACAGAGACAAACUGGAGUCCAAGAAGCCAAGCUACGCUGAGAUCUGCCAGCGGAUACGAGCUAAUCAGAUGCUCACCGCAAAGGCUACUGACCACACCCCCUUGGGGACGGAGCUUGUUCCAGCCUAUCCUGCGCAGGCGCCUGACCCGGCCCAGUUAUCACGGUGACCAGAGUGAGAGAGUUACUUUGGGUUGGGGAGYGAAGGAGAGAAGGGGAAGAAGUUCUUCAAGCCAAAGAAAAAACUAGAAAAGUUGUAGCACUGUUGUUUCUCUCUGCUGUCUGUUCGUCUGACUUGACGGACCUUUCUGACUUUCUGAAAUCUUUAUGUUUUGAUAUUGAUUGAUUUCUUUUGAUUAAUAUUGAUCAGUAUUUAGAGGAUUGGAAAUCAGAUUUCUGUAUUAAUUCCUUAGUCUAAAUAACUUAAUCGGAACAUUUACAGUAACUACGAACAGCCAGACACUGAGUGACAAGAGGCUAAAGCACUGAUAUCAUAUAACAUUUUGUUUCUGCAUGAGUUUUAGAUGUCAUUUAUUUUAUGUUAGAUGGAAUUCCUUUUGUGUUGACUGGGGGAGGGGGAGUCUCUUACAGACAGACGUUAGAAGAGGAACAACUCUGGUCGAUAUUGAUAAGUUUGCAUACAGAUACAACAUUGUUAGAGUUACUUGAGUUAACAACUUGAUUUGGAAUCAGGGGUGGUGGGAGGUAAAUCGUUUUCAGUUCAGAUUCCCUGUGUUUAAGAUAGAUUCAGUUUGUAAAUGUGGGUAUUAGAUUGAGGCAUGAUUUAAAAAGGUGCAUUUUUUUUCUGUACAGAUGUAAAUAUUUUGACUGUUAUUAAACAAUUGCCUUAAUAAUAAACAGUAAACAUAUA